AUGGCGAAAGACAAGAAGAAGAGCAAGGAAGUGAUAAAGAAUCCGAAGGGCACGCGAGAUUGGUCUGGUGAGGAUAUCGACUUGCUCAAAGCAAUCAGGAGACAAAUCGAGAAAGUAUUCGAGCACUAUCGCGGCCUAGAACUUGACACUCCAGUCUUUGAGCUGCAAGAAGUUCUGAAAGGAAAAUAUGGGGAAGAUUCGAAAUUGAUUUACGACCUGCAGGACCAAGGCGGCGAGCUCCUGUCCCUCCGCUACGAUAUGACAGUCCCUUUUGCCAGAUGGUUGGCAAUGAACCCAGAUAUUGAGACUUGGAGGAGAUAUGCAAUAGGCAAAGUCUACAGGAGAGACCAGCCUGCCAUCUCCAAAGGGCGCAUGCGUGAGUUCUGGCAAUGUGACAUCGAUUUUGCCGGCGAGAGUGCCCCGAUGUUCAACGACAGCGAAAUGAUUUCGAUCAUUGUCAACGUCUUCGAGACCCUGGAGUGGAGUGGAAGGUAUACGAUCAAGAUCAACGACCGAAGGAUAUUGGACGGGCUGUUCGAAGUUUGCGGCGUUCCAGGAGAAAAGAUCCGGACGAUAUCCAGCGCAGUCGACAAACUGGAUAAGCUGCCUUGGGCUGAAGUGAAGAAGGAGAUGGUUGAGCAAAAGGGACUUGAAGAAUCAGUCGCAGACAAGAUACAGACAUACGUCACGAGGAAAGGAGGCAAAGAGCUACUGGAAGAGUUACAGAAAGACGAGGCUCUUAUGAGCAAUCCGAAGGCGAAAAAGGGCGUUGAAGAGAUGGAGCUGUUGAUGCGUUACCUCCGGAGGUGGAAGGCUCUUGACAAAAUCUCUUUCGAUCUCUCUCUGGCGCGUGGUCUUGACUACUACACGGGCAUCAUCUAUGAAGUUGUCACUGAGGGCUCUGCCCCUGCGCGAACACCAGCUCCGGCGACCGACUCCGCGCCUCCCAUGGCACCUGUUGCGACAAAUGGCGCCCCCAACGGUAUUCCCAAGAGAGAAAGGAAACAAAUCUCUGAAGACGAAGAUAGAUCUGAAGACCCCUCUGUAGGUGUGGGAUCCGUGGCUGCGGGUGGUCGCUACGAUCAUCUUGUCGAACGCUUCCGACCCGACGCCAACAUUCCCUGUGUUGGUGUGAGUUUCGGUAUUGAUCGAAUAAUUGCUAUUACCAAAGCCAGGAUUGCAAAGGGCGAAAAGUUCAGCUACGUCAAACACAAUAGGACCGAUGCGUAUGUAAUGGCAUUUGGCGGGUCUGGCUUUGGCGGAAUGUUUGAGGAACGGAUCGACGUCCUCGUUGCACUGAGGGAUGCCGGCAUAAGAGCGGAGACUUUCUGGAAACAAAAGGCGAAGCUGCAAAAGCAAUUCAAAGAAGCAGACCGUGCUGGGGCGCCAAUUGCCGUCAUCCUCGGGGAGGAUGAGCAGGCAAGAGGGGAGGUGAAGGUUAAGCAGAUGGGUCUGCCGGAAGGCGACCCUGAAAAGGAGGGCGUGCUUGUCAAGGUAGAGGAUCUUGUUGCCAAGGUACGAGGGGUGCUGGCGAAGAUAGACGAAUAA
Cladophialophora psammophila CBS 110553 is the source of this 1548-nucleotide messenger RNA. RefSeq names its product histidyl-tRNA synthetase. The record is from RefSeq and is a predicted model, not a curated record. Bases 1 to 1548 code for a protein of 515 amino acids. Gene Ontology annotation, biological process: mitochondrial translation. The transcript has a single exon. Lineage: Eukaryota; Fungi; Ascomycota; Eurotiomycetes; Chaetothyriales; Herpotrichiellaceae. Gene Ontology annotation, cellular component: cytoplasm; mitochondrion.